This is a messenger RNA of Pocillopora meandrina, 1059 nucleotides long. The record is from the annotation of a GenBank genome assembly. Lineage: Eukaryota; Metazoa; Cnidaria; Anthozoa; Scleractinia; Pocilloporidae.
AUGACCAACGAAACAGGUGGAGAAGGCGAUUCAUGGAAGAUUCAUUUCUCAUUUACUGGACGCACUUCAAGUGCUCUCCAACAAAAUAACAAUAACCCUUCGAAUAAUUACUUCUGGGAGAGUACCACACUAGAGGAAAGCCAGCCAACAUCCUACAUAUACAUUUUGACACAAAUUUUCCUCCUGAAAGACAUUGAAACUUUACGACGCAUUGUACUGGACCCGGAAGAGAUUAACACGAUAGUAAAACAUAAGGAAACAGUUUUGGAAAGUCUUCACGAUUAUGAGCAGCUCGAAGAACUCCAAUUAUUAACAGAUAUUAGACAAGUCCCUGAUGUGAAAUGUAAUAUCAUCGACGGCAAAUGUUUUACUGUGGAGCUUCCAAUAACAGAUCUGAUUGACCCGGAUAAAAAUUUAAGGCGCUUGUUGAGAGAUUUGCAGACUUACUCCAAAACUGUCAGUAAAAGUAUCACUCGGCAGAUUGAAAGUAAAGAAAAGCUAUCAACACCAUCCUGGGAAAUUAUCCAGAUAGAUGGCGACUCUGACUUUUUACGCCAUCAAACGGAAAAAGAGCUUUGUGAAAAUCACGUCGACAAGCAAGACAGAUAUUCGAUAAUCCACGAUUUGUUCUCUAAAGAUGCCGACUGCUACUAUGAAGAUAGAAUCUGUGCUGUUGAGAAAAGAGGGACACCUAGGAUGACAGCAGAAGUGGCGGAUGCAGAUAAUACGGAUGUUAGCAUGACACCAGGCUGUCAUCCGAAUAUCACGCAAUCAUCUGUAUUCAAUACAGAAGUUUGCAACAAAAACUCAAGUGAAUUGAGACAUAAACGUGUCCUCAUUCAUGACAGUGAUGAGGAAUCUGGUUGUGAUGAGAAUAAUAAUUCAUUUGAUUGCAUCAAAAAAUCAACCAGAAAGAAGCGUGUCCUCCUCUCUGACAGCGAGGAAUCAGAUAGUGGCAAAAAUCACGGUACACAUAAUAACACUGAACAGUCAAGAAAGGUUAGAUAUAAACGUGUCAGAACUUAUGAUAGUGAUGAGGUGUCUGAUAGCAACAUAUAG